AAACGAUCAUCAACCUAUCACAUUUUAAACGAUAUUGUAGAGAAAACAUGUAUCGUUUUAUGUUUGUUGUUAUUUACGCUGUUUAUAUCCCAUUUGCGAGAGGAACAUGUGAGUCGUUUUUGUACGAUAUCUUGAAUUGUUAUGGUCUAUAUGAUGUUCACCCAAUAACCUCUCCGGAUUCCAUUCUCACUUUGUGUGACCAGUAUUAUCCAAUAUGCUCUGCAAAAGCGACCUUUCUGAACUGUUACAAGAAUGCAAUGGCAUCAUGCGAAGACAAGCGUUUAUUUAAUCCACUUAUUAUGGAAGAACUGUCAGUAAAAUCGGUUCUGAAUGGAUGUUGCGCAAAAGAAGCAGUUAUUUCGGAUGGUAAAACCCAAUGUUUUGGAGACCUAUACAACGAUAUUCAUACGAUAAUCAGAGAGUAUUGUUUCCGAAUGGAUAUUUUGACUCAAGUAGCAGUCAAAGCUGUUGACUCUGGAAAUUGGACAACGUAUUGUGGAUUACUUGAUGAAGCGCAAGUUUGCAUAAAAAGCAUUACCAGUCCAUUGAACUGUACUACAGCGUACAACGACGCCACUAUGCACCUUAUGUAUGCAUCACAGCCACCAUAUUGUUGGGAUAACUCUUACAACUUUUAUUGGAUCGACCGAUAUGGCAUCAACGCAUGUACGUCUAAUUGGUCUAGGUGCCAUUAUAUAACUAUGAUGUUGAUUUUUCUAUUUGUUAUGACAUUGUAUUUUGUAAACUAAACUUAUAAUAGUUGUCGCAAUGUAUUUUGAAAAUUAAACUAAGUUUGAUUUUUU
Messenger RNA from Mytilus trossulus (common blue mussel), 803 nucleotides. RefSeq lists its product as uncharacterized. The record is from RefSeq and is a predicted model, not a curated record. Lineage: Eukaryota; Metazoa; Mollusca; Bivalvia; Mytilida; Mytilidae. The transcript has 5 exons. Bases 48 to 749 code for a protein of 233 amino acids.